AGGCACUCACUCACACAGACUACACAACACAACAACACAAACACAAAAAUGUCUUCACUGCGUUUGCGUUUACUUCUGCUUCUACUCUUACCAAUCGCGAUUAGCUGCGUCGCAGUCACUCUCACUGACCUCCCCGCAUUUCGAGAAGCUCCGGCGUUUCGAAACGGCAGAGAAUGCUCCAGAACAGUAUGGUCACCGUCGGAUCGCGAACACAAUCCUUCCAUCAUCCAUAUCGCUAUGACUCUCGACGCCAUUUACCUCCGUGGCUCGGUCGCCGGCGUCUUCUCCGUUCUCCAACACGCUUCUUGUCCUGAAAACGUCGUUUUCCACUUCAUCGCCACUCACCGUCGCAGCGCCGAUCUCCGCCUCAUAAUCUCAUCAACAUUCCCUUACCUAACAUACCAAAUUUACCAUUUUGACCCUAACCUCGUCCGUAGCAAAAUCUCUUCCUCGAUUCGUCGUGCUUUAGACCAACCUUUAAACUACGCUCGGAUCUACCUCGCUGAUCUCCUUCCAGUCGCCGUCCGCCGAGUGAUCUACUUCGACUCCGAUCUCGUUGUCGUCGACGACGUGGCAAAACUCUGGAGAAUCGAUUUACGUCGUCACGUCGUCGGAGCUCCGGAGUAUUGUCACGCGAACUUCACUAAUUACUUCACUUCAAGAUUCUGGUCGAGUCAAGGUUACAAAUCGGCGUUGAAAGAUAGGAAACCGUGUUAUUUCAACACCGGAGUGAUGGUGAUUGAUCUCGGAAAAUGGAGAGAAAGGAGAGUCACGGUGAAGCUUGAGACAUGGAUGAGGAUUCAAAAGCGACAUCGUAUUUAUGAAUUGGGAUCUUUGCCUCCGUUUCUGCUUGUUUUCGCCGGAGAUGUUGAGCCGGUGGAGCAUAGGUGGAAUCAACAUGGUCUUGGUGGUGAUAACUUGGAGGGGCUGUGCCGGAAUCUGCAUCCAGGUCCGGUGAGUUUGUUGCAUUGGAGCGGGAAAGGGAAACCAUGGCUAAGGCUUGACUCGAGACGACCGUGUCCGUUGGAUUCGUUAUGGGCUCCUUAUGAUCUGUUUCGUUAUUCACCGUUGAUCUCUGAUAGCUGAUUGUCACAUCGGACGGUGGCAGAUGAUCG
Messenger RNA from Arabidopsis arenosa, 1115 nucleotides. The record is from the annotation of a GenBank genome assembly. Lineage: Eukaryota; Viridiplantae; Streptophyta; Magnoliopsida; Brassicales; Brassicaceae.